AUGGACAGCAUCAGAAGCAAAGAACGCGAUCUCGAAGAUACCAUUACACGAACCGAUCAAGUAGCUGCAGCGUCGGACCAACUACCGGGAAAAGCACAGCCGCUGCCACCUAUCGCAACGGAGCGCGGAAAAGGCAAAUUUCCCUCGCCGAGUAGUCACAUUCGCGUUGCACGCCCGGUAAAGUCAUUAGCAGCGGCGGAACAGUUCUGGGUCAAUGGACUGGGACUUGAGGUCCUCUGGCGCACGGAUUUAGGUCCGCAUCCAGCGGAGGGCGAGCAUUCUCUGCUCAUGGUGGGGUGGAAGGAUGCAGCAUGGCAUCUGGAACUGGUGCAAGUUAAUGAUGAUGAUCCCGAGAACCAGCCCCGUCCGACGGAGGAGGAUCUCCUGGUUCUCUAUUUGGAAGGGCCCGUUGAUGAGGCUGUGGUAGAGAACCUGGUGCAGGCGGGUGGCAAACGGGUCACGGCGAGAAAUCCAUACUGGGAGACGUGGGGGGUGACCAUUGAGGAUCCGGAGGGAUAUCGGGUGGUAUUGUGUCAGAGGAAGUGGUAG
Messenger RNA from Penicillium riverlandense, 549 nucleotides. RefSeq names its product VOC family protein. The record is from RefSeq and is a predicted model, not a curated record. The transcript has a single exon. NCBI's taxonomy places the organism in Eukaryota, Fungi, Ascomycota, Eurotiomycetes, Eurotiales, Aspergillaceae. The coding region runs from base 1 to 549 and encodes 182 amino acids.